UUUUAUCCGUGCGGAGUCGAAUCAGUCGAGGUCGAGUGUUUCUUUCUUUGGUUUAGGGAGCAGUAGUAGUGAAUUUUAGGUGAUUAAAAAGUGUUUAUUGAUGUAAUUUGGUGGUUAAUUAUUGUGUUAAAUUACAAAUAGUAUUAGUGUUAUUAUCAUAGGUUAAAGACAUGUCAAUUAUUAAGUUGUAGUGAUAAAUACUAACUAUCGUAUAACAAGGACAAAACGAGUUCGAUAGAUGCAUGUCAAAAUGGCUGCUGCUGCUAAUAAAUUACAACAAUUGAAAUUCGAUAAAAUAUGUCGGGCGUGUUUAGAAGUUAAGAAGGAUAUGAGACCUUUAUUUGAACAACUGACUGCAACAAUGCUGAUGGGCAUAUCGAAAGUUCAGGUGGCGGUUGGCGAUGGUUUGCCAGCACAGCUAUGUCUGCAGUGCGUGCACCAGAUUUCGCGGUGUCACGCCUUCAAGGAGACGGUGGAGCGGAAUGACGUCACGUUACGGGAACAGGCUAAACUUAAGGCCGAAAGGGAAGAGAAAGAGAUGUUAAAUAUGGCGUGUGAAGACUCCUCAUACAUUCAAUACGUGGAAGUGCCAAUUGUCAAUAACAGUAAUCAGAUCCUCGACGGCUUCUUCACCACAGAAGAGACCAGCAUCAAAAAUGACCCUCUGGAUGAGAACUACAAGUCGGACAAGACGGACACAACCACUCCAGCCACAACAAAAGAAGACGGCGGACUCAACUCGGACGAGGAGAACUACCUCCAACUGGUGGUGUUCCAAGCAACGUCGACGGUGACCCCCGGCCGCCACGUGUGCAACCUCUGCCACAAGGAGUUCAAGCAUGCGCGCUGGCUCAAGCAGCAUAUGCGCUCGCACACCAAUUGGAUUAAAGCCAACUGCAAGAAACCGCCUAUGUGCCCUAUAUGCGAGAGGACUUUUAAGGGUCCGGGAAUGCUAAAGAUGCACAUGCGCACCCACGAACAACGGCCGCCCAAGCAGCCGACAUGCUCCGUUUGCCAACGGACCUUCUCCACAAAGACAUUGCUAUAUCGCCACCGGCAAACCCACUUCGAACAGAAAACCCAUCAGUGCACUGUGUGUGAUAAAAGAUUCUUUAGUGGAUACGCACUGAGAUCGCAUAUGGCUCGGCAUCGGGGCGAAAGACCAUAUAUCUGCUCCAUGUGCAAUAAGAGUUUCUACAAUCCGACUGAUUUGAAGGUACAUUUUCGGUUACACACCGGCGAGAAACCUCUCAAGUGUUCGGAGUGUAACAAGACGUUCCGACGGCACUCCACGCUGUGCCAGCAUAUGAAGAAACACCGCGGUAUACGGAACCACAUAUGUUCAGUAUGUAGCAAGGGUUUCUACGAGGUAUCCAAGUUGAAUGCCCACAUGAGGGUGCAUACUGGCGAGCGGCCAUUCGAGUGCAACUUCUGCGAGCGCAAGUUCGCGCAGCAGUCGGCGCUGAUCUAUCACCGGCGGACGCACACCGGCGAGAAGCCGUACAGCUGCAAGAUAUGCUCGGCAAAGUUCACCACGUCGUCGGCCAGGAACAAUCAUAUGGUCACGCAUACUGGCAACAAAAGGUUCGUGUGUCCCGUAUGCCUUAAAGGUUGCACGUCCCGCACCGAGCUGCGAAUCCAUUCAACAAAACACACGGGCGAGAAGUUGUACGGUUGCGAGCUGUGUGAGCAGCGCUUCAGCUCUGCCUCCUACCUCGCCGUGCACAGGCGGUUCCACACCGGCGAGAGGAAGUACCAGUGCAACAUCUGCGGAAAGGGCUACGUAGAAUCAAACUCUUAUAAGAAACAUAUGAAAACGCACGAAUCCAAAUCAGAAUAUGAGUCGUCUCAUUCGGAAAACAGUGUUGAAAAUGUUAACUCUGAUACUAGAAGUAAUGAGGACAAACAAGAGAUGACACAGACCGUCGUUAAUGAAGAGCAGGCAGAAGGUCAAGGUCAAGUUCAAGAACAGUCGUUGCAGGGUCAAGGUCAAGAUACCACGCAGAGGAGAUAUAAAUGUGGACUGUGCACUAAAACAUAUAUGUACAUACAUAGUCUGAAGAAACACAUGAUGAGUCAUGUUCAGCAACAACAACAACAACAAUCGCAACAACAACAGCAGCAGCAGCAACAUCAGCAACAACAACAGCAGCAGCACAUGCAACAACAACAUCAACUACAAGUGCAGGUGCAACAACAACAGCAACAGUUGCAGCAACAGGCCGUGUUGCAAGUGGGCAGCGUGCAACAGCUCGCCGUACCAAUACACACGCAACAUGUGCAGGGCGCAUCGCACACAUACCCAGUUAUAUCGUCGGUACAGUCCCUGCAACUACAACAAACACAGCAACAAGUAAACACGCAACAGCCACAGCAACUCCAAGUGCAAACGAUACAGAUUCACCCGCAACACCAACCGAUACAAAUACACGCGGUGGGCGUCCAACAAGUACAACAGCAGCAGUUGCACGUAGCUACGUCCAGUUGUCAAACUAUGUUGCCCAAUAUACUGCAGCUGCAGCCGGCGACGGCGGCGGUGGCGGUGUCCGGGCUCGGCCAGCAGGAACUGGGCGGCGUCGCGCACCGCAUCAUACUGCAGCCGCAGCACCCUGCGCUCUACACCAUACACCACUGAUACUCGCCCGCACCACCCUACCCGCACACUAGAACAUUCUAGAAUUAUCUAGAAUACAUUUGCCAGAAAUAGAAAUAUAGGUAUAUCAGCUGCAGCGCGGUAUCAUACUACUAUCCCAGCACUCCGCAUUGUACACUAUACUAUUUACUCGAUUCUAGAAUAUAAUUUAUAUUGAAUUCAAGAAUUUUAAAUAUAAGAUUGAAAAUGUAAUGAACAGAUCCGAAUCUACACUUCGGUAUCAGAUUUUUUUAUCAUCUUUUUCCGAACGUCACUUAAUUUCAAACAUGUACAGCCUUGGCCAAAAGUAUUUGCCACCUUAGAAAAUUACAAUUAACUAAAACAUACUUAAUAUUUGGACGGAGAAAAAUAACCAUGUGUUUAAAUUACCUUUAAUUCUAAAAUUAUUGUACAUUAAUAUUUCGUAUUGAAACCCUUAGCAUUAAUUACAGCAUUUAUUUUUAUAGGCAAAGAGGAAAUUAAUUUUUACAUUUUUCUAGAAUGCCAUAAUUCUGGCACUCUAUGUCUAUGUAUAUGUAUAUGAAAGUUCCACUCCUGUACCAAACAAUUCUUUCAAGUUUCUUUGGAAGUAGUCGAAUGUUCCGUUUAUUAAGCGCUUUAAAAUCGACCAUAAAUGUUCGAUAGGGUUAAGAUCCGGUGACUGAGGGGGCCAACUUAGAAGCUCUAUACCAUUUUUCAAACCAACUCAAAGUGGUUCUGGACUUAUGGCAUGGGGCAUUGUCCUGUUGGAAACGGACGCCAGCAAGGUUCGUAUCAUCGAUCAUUACAUCCAAUGAGGAUUAUUGCAGCACUUCAAUAUAAUUUUUCGAAUUCAUUCGGCUUUCACUCACGACCACUUCCAAUUCCUGAGGUAGACAUACAGCCGCAGACCAUAACACUGCCUCCGCCGUGUUUUACAGUUUUACAUUCCGGUAUGAAUUCUUCAUCAACUCUGUGUCUCACGUAGGUAGGUGGCACCUGCAGUGCCAAAUACCUGAAAUUAAAUAAGAUUUUUGAAAAUACGUCUGUCAAUGAACUAUUAACUUCAAUACAUCUCAAACAUU
Molecule: messenger RNA, 3696 nt
Organism: Galleria mellonella (greater wax moth)
Lineage: Eukaryota; Metazoa; Arthropoda; Insecta; Lepidoptera; Pyralidae
Product: zinc finger protein ZFP2-like
Exons: 14
Coding region: 239-2635 (798 amino acids)
Cellular component (GO): nucleus
Molecular function (GO): zinc ion binding
Source: RefSeq, a predicted model, not a curated record